Messenger RNA from Helicoverpa armigera (cotton bollworm), 8569 nucleotides. It is a transcript of the gene pHCl-1, whose product is annotated as pH-sensitive chloride channel 1. Gene Ontology annotation, biological process: nervous system process; chemical synaptic transmission; signal transduction. NCBI's taxonomy places the organism in Eukaryota, Metazoa, Arthropoda, Insecta, Lepidoptera, Noctuidae. The transcript has 18 exons. The record is from RefSeq and is a predicted model, not a curated record. Bases 622 to 2379 code for a protein of 585 amino acids. Gene Ontology annotation, cellular component: plasma membrane; synapse; neuron projection. Gene Ontology annotation, molecular function: transmembrane signaling receptor activity; chloride channel activity; excitatory extracellular ligand-gated monoatomic ion channel activity.
CAGGGCAAGUGGUGAGGAGCGAGAAAAGAUUUACGAGGAGUGUGUGGUGGGGCGGCGGCAGUGCGCAUGCCCGCCACUGCGCCACUGAGCGCGCGCUCCCCCUGGCGGCGCGGCGCCGCAGUGAGUUGCGUAACAAAAGCACACUCGGCUCCCGACGCUACGCUGAAAACUUUCGGCCGCACGGCCCGCGCCUACGGGAUGGAGAAACGUAAAAUCAUAUAAAACUUUUCCGCGGUGCGCGCCGUUUGACUCGCUAAAACUCUUCCUAUCUAAUUGGAUAGUCCUGGUCGCGGUCGGAUCGUCGCUUCUGCUUAUUUUUAAGUUGUUAAAGUUUUUCCCGUCAAGUUGACUGUGGCGAAAAGUGAACUGUUGCGGUUUUCGCCGGCCGCUUUUAUAAUAGUGUGGACGUUCUGAGUGUUGUGUUCACUUGCUUUGUUUUUCUUUGCUCGACGGCGAGUGGUGGCGCCCUGGCGGUGGUCUGCUGGUGGGAAUCGAUACUGCGGUGGGAGCGGCGAAGAUAGUUGGCGCGACAUGUUGUGGCGAACAGCGAGGACGCGGGCGGGUUGAUCCAUCUCUCCACAUGCCGACAGAGCUCUGCAGUCAGCAGAAAGAUGUCCUAAUAUGGGUUGGUCAUGCGUCGUGGCACGCGUUGUGGCCAUCUUCCUCAUGCUCGGCCGAGCAUCAGCCCUCACAUCAGACAUAUUUGCAGCGGGAAAGUCGGACAAAGAGAUACUGGACAACCUUCUGAAAAACUCCCGCUAUGACAAAAGACUGCUGCCACCAGUAGAUGAUCCAGAAUUCUGUUGUGGUCUAACUUCGCCCAACGACUCUCUGGCUCAAAAUAAUGUUGGGCUCUCGUCUCUGCGGCCUCGCUCGCACAAUCGUGGUGUCCUCACCGUAAAUGUAAGCGUACUACUUCUUAGCUUAGCCUCUCCAGACGAAUCUAGUCUUAAAUACGAAGUGGAAUUCUUACUUCAGCAGCAGUGGUACGACCCUCGACUGCGCUAUUCCAACCAGUCCCAUUACGACUUCCUUAACGCCAUCCAUCAUCACGAAGAUAUCUGGUUGCCGGAUACUUAUUUCAUCAUGCACGGUGACUUUAAGGAGUUUUCCCAGCACUCAUGGGACCCGAUAAUACCGAUGCAUUUCGCUUUGCGAAUAUAUCGCAAUGGUACUAUAAACUAUUUGAUGCGGCGGCAUCUCAUCCUGUCGUGUCAGGGACGGCUCAACAUCUUUCCUUUUGAUGACCCAUUGUGUUCAUUUGCCUUAGAAAGUAUAUCGUACGAGCAGUCAGCCAUCACCUACGUGUGGAAGAACGACGAAGACACGCUGCGCAAGUCGCCGUCACUGACGACUCUCAAUGCAUACCUCAUCCAGAAUCAAACCAUUCCCUGCCCUAUCAAAGCCAGUUGGAGAGCUGAGGGUAAUUCACUUUACGAGGAAGACGAAGAGAUGACAUGUAAUCUUUGCCAGAGACGCUUUGAGGAGCAAGGUAACUACAGCUGUCUAAAGGUCGACUUAAUAUUUACUAGAGACCGAGCGUUCUACUUUACUACAGUAUUUAUCCCUGGAAUAAUUCUGGUGACCUCUUCCUUCAUCACGUUUUGGCUGGAAUGGAAUGCAGUACCAGCCCGUUCUAUGAUAGGUAAUUACAGCUGCCUCAAAGUGGAUCUUAUCUUCACGCGGGAUAGAUCAUUUUACUUCACCACAGUUUUCAUUCCGGGGAUCAUUUUGGUGACAUCAUCGUUUAUUACUUUUUGGCUGGAAUGGAAUGCAGUGCCUGCUAGAGUAAUGAUAGGUGUAACAACGAUGUUGAAUUUUUUCACUACAUCGAAUGGAUUCAGAUCGACAUUGCCAGUGGUGUCGAACCUGACAGCGAUGAACGUGUGGGACGGCGUGUGCAUGUGUUUUAUCUAUGCGUCCUUACUAGAGUUCGUGUGUGUCAACUACGUGGGUAGAAAACGACCCCUACACAACGUCGUGUACCGACCCGGUGAAAAUCCAGUCACACAGCGAUUGCCUGCAGUCCUGAGCAGAAUUGGCAUUAUACUGGCCAGCCCCUUGGAGGCGAUGGCUUUCCUCCAAUGGGCCAGACAAGAGCCUCAAGUGGAGAGUAGCAGCGCUGGUGAUAAAAAGCGUGAGUCUACAGGAGGAGCGGACCUAGUGUCCUGUACAGCGUGCACGGGUCCCGGCGCCUGCACGCACACCGCCAACAAUGGCGGCGUCUCGGAGCCAUGUUUCGUCCAGGUUCGCAAAAAAGAACCACCGCACCCGAUCCGCGUGGCGAAGACGAUCGACGUGAUCGCACGGAUCACGUUCCCCACUGCCUACGCCGUGUUUCUCAUCUUCUUCUUCAUUCACUAUAAGGCGUUCUCUUAAUGCUGCCUUCACUUACCGCUGUCGCUGGCCGCUUCGUGUGAACGGACAUUUACUGUGUUUUUCUACUAUUCUUUUACUGCGUCACAAAUAUGUAUGAGAUUACGCUACUCACUCUAUUACAAUACAUAUUUGAUGAUUGUCAACGGUCGAUAAGAAUUGUGAUUAUACCCGUUUAUAGUGAUCGUACUGUUAAGAUAAUUAUAGUUUAAGAGACUUGAAGCAGAAAGCUAACGUCGCAGCUUUCCAUAAUUUAACGUCAAUAAAUUGAAAGAUGUGUGCGAUUUUUCUACAGGUUUUGAAAUAGUUUUCUACAUGUUCAUAGACGGACGUUUAUAAUGUAUAUCUACGCGUAAGAAAUACUUUCUUGUGAAUACACGAAACUUAUGAUAGGAUAAAGAGGGAUCAAAUUAUGUAAUUGUAUGAACAUUCUCGUAUCAACGUGAUCACAUCGGAUUUUGUAUGAAUUUAGAGAGAUCGUCUAGAUUGUCGAACGGCGGAGUUUAUUAUGCCGAGAGCUGCCUUCGAUGCGGAGAAGUAAAGAAAUCUAUUUCAAACCUAAAGACAGAUGUAGCGUAUUUUAUUGCUUUUAAGUUAUAUUACUAGUAAGAUAGCAAAAGACAUGAUUACUUUUUAUAUUUAUUAUUAGAUGAUAAUCACCAUAGAUUAGUUUGUCCAAACCAACACCUACAUAUGUUGUGAUAAUUAUAAUGAUAUUUGCUUUGUAAUGGUGAGACGUAGGCUAUCGCCGUAUCAUUUCAAAUAAAAUGAUUAAGUUUCUAAAUAAUAUAAUUCGGAGUAAUGUAAAAAAUAGCUGUAGAUGCAUAGAUGAAGCUCAAGUCAUUAUUAUCUUUAAAUUCUAAUACAUAAUAUUUAAAUACCAAAUGAGUUCACGCUAUUCCAGAGACGUACGAUGGAGUAUACCGAUUGUGUUGAUAUUGUACCAUGAACAUGCCUUCUACAUGUCAAAGAGUUAUUUUUGCCUGAUAUAAUAUUAGUGGUUAAUACAGAAAUUGAUGAAUAUAAUACUGGCUGUAAAUAAUAUUGAAAAUAAAUUACACCUAUCAAUACGUAAGGUAUACUAACCUAAUGAAUAUUGUAACCGAUACUCUUGUAUAAGUAUCGUGAAUAUUGUGCUGUGAGACCAUACCGUCACCCACCGUCACCCUAUUUGUUGCGUAAGUAGAUAACUUCACCACGUUAAGAUAUUUGUAAUAUUAUUAUAAUAUUGUCCUCUAUCAUCACACCCUAGUUAUACGUAGUGUCCACAAAUGCUAGAAGCCGUUAAUAUUUAGGUAAUUUAUAUUAACAAACUUUUGUCCAAACCGCAAUGCGCUUUAGUUUCCAUAUGUCUGUAGGAUGUGCGUUUGAUUGAUUCGAAUACCUACCUGUAUGUCGAUGUCGACAAAAAAAAUAUUAUGUACAUUAAUUCAAUUACUUUUUGACAUCACCGGAAAAUGUCAAUGUUAGGCAAAACACUCGCCGCCAUUUAAUGGGACAUUAAAGCAAGUGGUCGAUAGGCACACUUCUGCCUGUUCAAGUUUUACACACGGCGGCGGGACAUACGUUUCAAAAACAUAAAGUUAUUCACUGAACACCAUUGAUAUUAUGCCUUUUGCUUGUUAAGAAGUGGACCAAAGAGUCAACUGUUUUGAAAAUUAGAUUUUAUAUCUAAAUUAUUAUAAAACAAUAAAUUAUAAGAAAAAGCGUUUUGGCUGUGCUUUGAAAUCCAAUUAUAUGAAAAACGUAGGGAUGCCUGAUUGAAUUAAUUAAUUAUAAUGUUCUAAUUUAAUUCUGUUUAAAUUCAUUGUAACGGGUGGUCAAAUGCUGAGUACCUGCAGAAAUAAAAAACAACGCUUUUGGCUGUGCGUAAAAUUGCAUCGAUAAUUUUCUAUUUGAAUACGCGAGGUGUCCAUAAUUGUAUAUUAAAAAUAAAAGCUUGGAUGCCUUAUGUACCUAUAAGUACCAAAGUGUAAACUUAGACACAUAAAACCUAAUUUACGACUUAAGAAAUACAGUCAACUUCUUGCAAGCACAGUUAUCCUGCGUAUAUUCUACAAGUUUCACACUUACCUAUCUAAUGUAAAACGUUAUCACCGCUUAACACAGCAACCUAUGUUUUAAUUUUUACACAAUAUUUUGCUACUGAUCUCUUUGAGGAUAAUGCAUAAUAUAUCAAUUAUAGCUGUUUUCUUACGUUAAAAAUAGGUACAUUAAAAUUCAAUGAAUGUUUAAAUACAAUGAGACCAUUCCCUUAAUAUUUGGAUAGAUACAAAGUGAUACUAUUUUAAAUUCGCUACGUUUUUAUAGGUACUAUUUAAAAUGUAAGAUAAAAGUUACAUAUCAUUCGCUUUAUAAGAUUCAACCUUGUACCUAUAAUAUUGUGCUAUCCUGUUGAUAAAAUAUUAUAUAUUCUAUGCUGCCUUUACAUAUAUAUACAUGUAUAAGUUAUACAUUUUAUAUGGGUAGGUAUUGUUUAUUUAUAUUGUUAAGCUCAGUUCCGUUUUGAAAAUGUUCUGCCAAUCUUUAGGUAUAAAUUGCUGAUUAUUUACGGAUCUUGAACUACUUGGAACUGAACCACUUUUAUAUUUUGUAUUUAUGGUGCACUACUCGCUUCCCUCCAUUAAACUAUGCUUAUGAUCACAACCUUUGUAUUCCCUACUUUGGUGCUUGUUUGUAAAUUAAAUCUUGUUAAUUUUUAUCACUUAUUAUUUGGGCUGAGUCCAAAAUAUGAACUGUUAAUUUUAUUUAUCGAGUCUAAAUUACUCCUUAUUGUUCUACAUUUAAGCUGUUGUUCUCUAUAAAUUUUAUGUUAAGAGAGAGAUGAUUGCCAACAGGUGUAUCUAUUUGGAAAAUCUCUUGUUCUAAUGAGUUGUUAUUGUUGUCUAUGAAUAAUAUAAAAUGUUAAUAAAUUAUUUCGAUUUAUAUCUAGAUUAUGUUAAAUAAAAAUCGAGAGACAUCUGGUAUUGUUAAGUACUUUCUAAAAUAAGUUUCUACACCUCCUGUUUAAAUUAAUAAAAUAUGGUAAUAAGUAUUUAUGAACGUUUAUUUUUCUAUGAUAUAUCUUGUUCACAUUUUCUAGUCAUUUUUGUCAGUGAAAACUGGACCUCACAACUAGAAAAAUUAUAACCUACAAUGCUUCGCUGGAAAUGAGAGAUUAGGCUAAUUAAGCCGCUUAAUUAUAGAUAUUAAAUAAGCAACUUUAAUUAAUGUAUAGGGACUUGUAUGUACAAUAUAAUAUGCUGUACCAUAAAAACAAUAAGAUGAGUAGAUUCUUCAGAAAAGCUUAUAAGAAGGUUGGUUGCCCAUUUAAGAUUUAAGUGCAAAAGCUACGUAGUUACCAAACCAGGUGAAAACGUUUCUAGGGGAGGUAAAUUUUGAACCAAGCUACAUUACUACACCAGCUACUGUGUUAAGGACGAAAUACUCAAUCACAAAAAUUAAAGUUCAAGUUAUUAUCUUAAAAGUGUCUUAAACUGUCUAAGAUAAUAACUUGUUUUCGUGAUUCAAGCAACUAUGAAUUAUUAAUUCAAGUAGGUACCCAUACACGAAGGGAGAACCGAUUGUAAUGAGGGUUUUUGAAUUUUUUUCUGCCACCGGGUGGCGCCACGUAUGCGUCUGGUCCAAACAGCUGUCAAAUAGUAUGGAAUUGUAGGUGCCGAACUUAUUGUUUAUUGAAAUUCUGUUAUAUUGGAAGUGUUAUUGAUUUUAUUAUGGACUACGGUCAGAAUAAGGUUUCCGAACUAAAAAUUGAGGUAAGAGAGAGGGUGCAAAAGUCACUGGUACUAAGGAAAAGCUUGUUGAAAAAUUUGUUAACACAAUAUGAUUUAGUUUUUUUUAUUUACUCAACCUCAAUAGUAAAACAAUAAUGCAGUGCUUUAAUUAUAAAAUAAAAAAAACACUAAAAUCGUUCACUAUUCGUAGUAAAGAUAAGCACUUUGACAGUUACCUGGACCUGACGACUCGGUGCUGCCACCUCGUGGACGCCAUUUUCGAAAACCCUCAUUGGUGCGUAACACAGUGGCUGUAUCAGGCUUAAAGCAAUUUCCCAUUAUCCUGAUUUCCUCAGUAGAAUCGAUGUUCACCAUCGACAAAGUCCUUCGUUAUGUUUUAAAUAAAGUCGUUAUUUUUCUUUGUAUAAAACGGGUUAAAUAAAUAUAAAUUGAACAAUACAUUUUAAUAAUACAAUUAUAAUUAGGUAAUAACCUCCAUAUUUAAAACGUACAAAUGAUAAAAAAUUAAGAGAAUUUUGAAUCAUUAAAGUUAAGACACACUUACAUGAUUGCAAAUAAUUUAAUGACUUAGAAAGUGUUCAAAAUAAUAAUUUGCAAAUUAUAGAAGUACUAGCAAAUAUGGAAAACCCUAGCACAUUCCGUUGCUGGUUUUUGCAUCUUAAUAUAUAUAUUUGUAGAUAUAUUGUAUAGCUUAAUUUUAAUUAGUAUAGAGAUUAAGAAUUGAUUGUCAACAUUUGAUGCAUGAAAAGACACUAGUGAGAUACCUAACAAAUAACAAUGAAACUCUUCUGUAUUAAAAAAUAUUGUUAUUCAUUGUUUAUAAAUAAUAUUGUACCUAAUCGUAAUAAUUGAUUCUGUAUUAUUUCAAGCCGUGACGUAUUAAACCUACCUACAAUUAAAUUAACUUUUGAAAAAAGCAACUGGCAUUAGUUGCUUUGGAUAUAAGGAUAACCUUUUGAAGUAGAAAAAGACCAUCUAUAAAAGAAUGACAAAUAGUAUCAAUUUAAUUAGCCCAACAUCAUAUUUUUUAUAAGACAAUUUCGCAAUUGCACUAAAACGUACAAGCUUAGGUAGUGUUUAGACGCGACACUUAACGAGUGGUAGGUAGGCGAAUACCCAAAUGUUAAUAUUAUAUGAAAGUGACAUAACAUAUGUAUAAUUGCAUUGCAAAUGCCUAUAUUUGCCUAUAGGUAGGUGUUAUUUUGCAGCUUGUAUCAUACCAAUUUGAAAUUACAAUUUCCUGAAUCAUUUUGAGUUUCUGAAAGAUCCUCUUGGUUCUUAGUUUAUAUAAGUAAAUAGAACCUUCACUAGCAACCUAAAUACCAGACUUUUCCACACCUUUGAUUGAUUACGAUCCCGGGACCAAAAUAAUUUCUAAACUUCAAUCCUUUUCUGAUGAUAAUAUGUUAUCUUCGUCGGCCUUUUUUGAGAUCGCGUUGGUUUAAAUACCCGAUGUUCGAAUAUUCAAUCUAUUAGGUAAUUUUAAUUUUAAAAAAUGUAGCAGGAAAAGAACUGGUACCUGCAGAAAGAAUUGGUUUCCUCUUUCUUGGAAUAAGCACCUAAGCAGGUACCGACCAUCAAACAUAACUGUAGCGAAUUAAAGCGACUCUACAUAAUUUGGCUUUAACUUAAAAUUUGCAAUAAACACGGUUUUUAUCAAUUCAUUGUCCACGAAACCGUUUAGGCACCGUUUUAUUUCUUAGCAGAAUUCUACGUUAGUUUACUAAUCGAAUUUUAUCAAAAAUUUUGAAUAGCAAGAAAGGAUCAUUGCUGCCUGGUUACCAUUUUUGGUGGUUUUAGUGGGUUUAAUGGUCAAUAACCUUAGAAUCUGAAAUAAGAACGUUAAAUAUACUGCGUUAAUUAAAGUUUUGACACGAUACCAAACGAUAAAACAAGUAACCCAAUUUUGCUUGGAAUAGUUGGUAUUUAGUAUCAAAGCAAUCAGUUAGAGAAAUUAUAUAAAAUAGAAAUUAACUAACAUUAUAGCAUAAUAAAUUCGUUGUUUUUCUUAUUUUCAAUGCAAUGUAUCUACUUCAAUAGAUACUACUUACGUAUAAUUUUUAUUGACAAUGUUACAAAUUCACAAUAAAGUACCCAUUAUUUGUGCCUGCAAUUAGAUUGUUAAUAAGGAGCUAAAUACUAUGUUUAGGCACUUGUACCUAGAUACAUUUAGAAUAUAUUUGUACCUGCCACCUAUACCCAUGCCUCACAAUUGUUUGUAUUUAAUUAAAGCCGACCUACUACUGUUUGGGUUAUGGUAUAUAAGUCCUUAAUUAUUAGGUACAAACUGUUUUGUUACGCCACUAGAUAUUUGCUGAGUCAAUAAACACCGUUUGCUUUUGUAAAUACUAUAAUGUCAGCCCGCUGACCGCCCGUUCGUAUUGUAUUAUGGCAUUGUAAAUAAUUUUAAUGUAAAAUUUAUGAAUUACAAUUUUCAUCAAAUAAAAACACAAAUUCGA